AUGUCUAGUGUUGGAGCAGCGUACAUUACUAGACAGCCUCGUGAUUACGAUAUGAACAAUACAUUUGCUUUAAUGGGAAAUGAACAUUUCUUACGUGCUUGGAAAUUAGAAGAAGAAAAUUGUGAAUGCACAGGUUCACAUUACACAGCUCUUACCGAUACAAGAUUAUUACUACGAACCAUGAAUACAAAAUGUUGUAGUUGUUGUUGUGAACCAGGCCAUGUAGAUACUUCAAUAUUUUUACGUGAUAUAUCUGUCGUACGUGAAGCAACUGAAACUGAAGAUUGUUGUUCUCGCUCAUGUGGUGGAUGUUGUGGAUGUUGUGGCUGUUGCUGUAAUGGAGAAAAACACAUCGAAAUACGAGGUUCAUUUGGUUCUGAAGUUAUUCACGUAGCUAAAGCAGAUACAAUAAAGGUACAAAAUGAAAUUCCAGCAGCAAUUGGUAAUCACAAACUUGUUAGUCAAUAUUAA
Rotaria socialis is the source of this 471-nucleotide messenger RNA. NCBI's taxonomy places the organism in Eukaryota, Metazoa, Rotifera, Eurotatoria, Philodinida, Philodinidae. The record is from the annotation of a GenBank genome assembly.